ACUGCCUCUGCUCUUUUUGCAUUUAAGAAUUAACAGAUGUGCUUGCUUUGAAGAAAUUGAUUCAUUUCUUGAUGGGAAGAAAAAUCUUCUUUAGUUUUUCACUUAUCUUUUUAUGUAUAGGAUUUUCAUUAACUUUGGAUCAGAUACUUGCCAGGAAGAAUGUAAGUUUCAUCUCUCGAACAUCUUUAAAUAAAGAAGUGGUUAUAAACGAUAAGCAGAGUAAUGGAGAUGUGAACCCAAUCCAGAAUUUCACAACAGUACCAAUCACUCAGACUCUCAGCUACACUCUGAGCAGACAUGGACAUUUAGAAAAAGAACCUUGGAAUGCAUUCAGCCACCAUAGCCCAGUUAAUGUCUCCAUGGAUGGAAUUCCCUGCAUUCUUUUCUGGGCCAAAGGAAUAACAAUAAAAUUUAAGAAUCAGACCUGGCUGGACCUUACAGAUGAAGCUUUUGGCCAGAAGACAACAGUGGACAUUAGCAACUCAAACUGCAGUGAAGAAAGUGCCAUUUUGUCUCUGAAGUUUGGUGAUGCUGAAAUUCCCAAAGUUCUUGAUAUAAGAUUCACCCUUACCAAUUACAACAAGUUGUACCUCCAGAGCUGGUUUAGUCUGCAGCAAGUUGAGAUUAUUUUCAAUAAUUCAGUCCAAGCAACUUUUAAUGCAACUGGCAUAUACGCUCCGUCGAGUUAUUCCUACCAUUGCCAGCGUGUCAGCAGCCUGCAGCGGUAUGAUGCCCUCUUGUUGCCCAGCUACACAGAUGAUAUGUCAAGCCUGUGGGAGGUCACAUUUGUUGAUUUCCAGAUCCAAGCCUUCACCAUCAAGGGGAGGCAGUUUGCCAAGCCCCGAGACUGUGCCUCCUCCUUCUCGCCAGCCAUUCUGAUCGGCCUGGCCAUGUCCCUGAUCCUGCUGCUGGUGUUGGCCUACGCUCUGCACAUGCUCAUCUACCUGCGCUAUCUGGAGCGGCACUAUGAUUUCCUCACCUCUCCGGCCCACUUCCCCCAGCUGAAAUCUCGAGAUGCAGCAGAAGAGAAGGAGUUGCUGAGGAGCCAGGGCGUCGAGUGCUAUGAACUGAGAAGCCCACAGAUCUGCAAAAUUUAUGUGUAACGGCACAGGCCCCUCUUCCUCAUGAAGUCCACCAUGGGCUCUGAAAGGAGUUAUUUCUGUCCAUCCUCUUUGACUUGUGAUAUAAAG
Molecule: messenger RNA, 1190 nt
Organism: Lontra canadensis (Northern American river otter)
Lineage: Eukaryota; Metazoa; Chordata; Mammalia; Carnivora; Mustelidae
Gene: ATP6AP1L
Product: ATPase H+ transporting accessory protein 1 like
Exons: 7
Coding region: 72-1103 (343 amino acids)
Cellular component (GO): proton-transporting V-type ATPase complex
Source: RefSeq, a predicted model, not a curated record